AGCAACGCUAUUUAGGCGGAUGACCGAAAAUGACAUUUCUAUAUCUGCUUCAUAUAGUGGCUGCACUGAUGACGAAUUGGAUUCAUUGAUCACCACAAUAAAAAGUGCAAUGCCAGAUGCUGGCUACAGUGUAGUCCGAGGUGCUCUACUUGCGAAGGGACACAGAGUGCAAUGGGAACGGGUGUAUGCAUCCAUGCAUCGUGUGGACAGUGUUGGUGUGCUCGCCAGGAUGACCCGGAUGGGAUGUGUGGUGAGGAGAACAUACACAGUUCCUUACCCUAAGUACAUGGUGCACAUUGACACCAACCACAAGCUCAUCAGGUACAACUUUGUUAUCUUUGGGGGAAUAGAUGGCUAUUCAAGGAAGAUUAUGUACUUGAAGAUAGCAGACAACAACCGGGCUGACACCCACUUGUGUUUCUUCAAUGAAGCUGUGAACGAGCACGGGUUUCCUCUGAGAGUGAGAGGAGAUCAUGGUGGAGAAAAUGUGGGAGUAGCACAAUUAAUGUUCUCAGUUCGUGGAACUGACAGUAACAGCUUCAUUGCAGGGAAAAGCGUACACAAUCAACGAAUUGAACGCCUCUGGCGUGAUGUGUUCAUGAGUGUUACGGGUGUCUUUUACAACACCCUGCACUCUCUUGAGGAACAACACCUGCUUGACAUCAGUAACGUCCUGCACAUCUUCUGCUGCCACUACGUUUUCUUGCCACGCAUCCAAGCCAACCUGGAUGUGUUCAGUGAGGCCUGGGCCAACCAUCCCAUCAGGACAGAGCAAAAUCUGACACCCAAUCAGUUGUGGCAGGUGGGCCAGCACCUGAAUCCUGUUGCAGAUCCUGAGCCUGAGGGUUUACUCAUACCAGAGAUUCAAUGGGAAGAGAGUGGAUACACAAAUGAGCAUCAUACCGGGGUCAAUGUCCCUACGCUGAACUUCCCUCUCUCAGAACUUGAAAUGAUGCAACUGCAAGACAACAUUGAUCCAUUGGAAGAAUCUGAAUGUUUCGGAGUGGACAUAUAUCUCAAUACUGUCCAAUACAUUGAGAACUUAAUUGAGCACCGAUAGUUGUUACACAUUUAACAACUAUAGUAUGAUUUGUGUCAUGAUUUCAGUUAUUUGGCAAUGAUGGAAAGUUAAUCAUUUUAUAUUUACAUAGCUUAUGCUUGAUUAAGUUAAUCUCAAUUGCAUGAUUUGACAUUUUUCUUUUGACUUAUAAUUGGAAGAGAAAUGAAUGGAAG
Molecule: messenger RNA, 1233 nt
Organism: Trematomus bernacchii (emerald rockcod)
Lineage: Eukaryota; Metazoa; Chordata; Actinopteri; Perciformes; Nototheniidae
Exons: 6
Coding region: 20-1060 (346 amino acids)
Molecular function (GO): nucleic acid binding
Source: RefSeq, a predicted model, not a curated record